Molecule: messenger RNA, 5391 nt
Organism: Ctenopharyngodon idella (grass carp)
Lineage: Eukaryota; Metazoa; Chordata; Actinopteri; Cypriniformes; Xenocyprididae
Gene: c1ql3a
Product: complement component 1, q subcomponent-like 3a
Exons: 2
Coding region: 3500-4273 (257 amino acids)
Molecular function (GO): protein binding
Source: RefSeq, a predicted model, not a curated record
UCAUGGUCCGGACCACCUCCAUGACAGGAGAUCAGGGGUAAAGGAGCUGACCUUUCAGUGCUGUGAGUCAGAUGAUGUUGAUGGGGUGUGCGCUUGUGUUUGUAGAAGGUUCAUGAUAGCCGCGUGGGAUUUCCUGUCUCUCUUUGCUAAUAUUCUGCUCACAUUAUUAUUACCCCUUUCAGACGCCAUGUGUGCGUCGCCCUGUCCUCCUCGUUCACACUCUCUGUUCUCUCGAACACUCUCAGCAGGCACAUCUGUCCAGCGCACGCUCGCCCCAAUACACUUUCCUCUUGCGCUCAGCAGGAACAUCUGUCCAUGGCAAAGUCCACACCGUGUACCGAACCUCUUCCACUCUCCAACUGUUUCUCUUCCCCCCGAAUUCUUCAUCCACUUUCAAAAGUUUUCUUUGCAUUUCAAAUGAUGAGUCUUGGAGAGGCGUGGUUUUUAAAAGUUUUCCACAAACUGUUGGACAUUCAUUACGGUUUGAAGUCUUCAGGCGAUCAAUCUCUUGCUCUGUGGAGAAACGGUUCUUUAGAUCCCGACCCGAGCUUGUCCCAUCCUUCUGCCAGCGUCGAUAGGAAGUGGGACAUUGAAGUUUAAAAAUGAGUCCGAACGGCGAUGGAUCACCAUGCACGCGGCACGGCCGACAAUUACUCACUGACCUUUCAGAGAAAUCCUUGAAUGUCUUUUUCCCUUGCUUGAGUUACAGACUUGUAGCGAUUUUGCUCGGCUUGAUUACUUUUUUUGUUUGUUUAGUUUGUUUUAUCACCCUGUUUAAAACGAUUUCUCGUGGCGUACUCUCUAUGCAGCUCAUACGCUGAAGGGCAUUACGGCCCUCGCUAACCGAGGUCAUUGAUUUUUUGCCGCUUGAUUUAUGGGGCGAGGGAAACUCCUCUGGAGAGCAGGUCCCAUGCCGACCAAUGAAAUGGCGUCGUCGGAGACGCUGUUGAACCUAGACUUUCAUCAAGCGCCCAGGGUAAGCAGUAUGGAUAGUGGCCCAUUGUGUUGUCCGAAGAUAAUUGGGUGCGUUCAAGACCUCGCUGAGUCAAAAAUCGGAACAAUACAACAGAUUCAGUGCCAAUGCCGCUGCUGUAGAGGCAACCAGUCCAUCUAACCAAACAGAGGUUACUAACCUGUUGAAUUCAUGAGAUGCACCUCAGCCGUUCAGUAGCACACAGUCGUGCAACUGCAAGGUGGUCGAUUCCCAGAUUGGAGUUAAAUGAAUGAUUUGUUCUUGCAUCCUGUAGUGGCAGGGCAUCACUGGCAGGUCUAUACUAUUGGCAUACGUGUCGUUUUGUGGUUGCGCUGUUACCUUCAAAGCUCAUUCUCAGGGAUACGUGAAUAAACAUUUCCAAUAGCUUCAUUUUUCACUGUGCCGUGACCUAGAACAUCAACUUGACUAAAAAGGGAACUGUAGUGCAGAAGUUUGGGUUGCACAUCUAAAAGUUAAAGAAACACAUGUCAAGUAAUGUAAACAUUUUUGAUUCAAAAGUCCAAAUGAAUUAAGUCUAAAAAAUGCUGUGUUAAAAAAAAACAAAAAACAUUUCUGGGUUAUUUGGCAACCCAGCGCUGGGUGAAAAUUAAACAGAACACAUGCUGUUUUAUACAUUAACCCAUUUGCUGUUUGUUUUUUUGUCAGUGCUGGGUCAGUCAAUUUGAUACUGAAGGUUUUUCAUUUUAAAUAAUAAAAAUGCAUUCUAAAAUCUCUGUUGUAUAUAGGACAGGAACAGUUCAUAUAAGUUACACUAUUUUUUAUUCAGUGGCAAGUCAGUCUUUUACAAUAAUAAAAUACUCAAAAAACAUUUAGCAAAUGUUUUAGGACGUGACAGGAGCAGCAUCAGCAGCCAAUAUGGAAAUCUGUGGGAAGAAAACUGGUAUCAGUAGGCUGUUCCAGUUCAUUAAAUGACAAUCUUAUAUAGGCCUAUUCAUUUUUGAAAAGUUACAUAAAAACAACUUUUACACAUGACAGCGAUGUCGCGUCGUGUUUCAGCCCUGGUCGCGGAUUUGUUUUGUGGGAGGUAAAACUUCCAUGGUGGCGCCGACGCGUCGUUUGGCUAGCGUCUCAAGCAGAGUUAGCUGCGAUGUACAUGUAAACAAAAAAAGGUAAAAUGUGAGAAUACAGAUGUUUUCCUAUUUCCAGUACAGUAAUAAUUUGAUAGGAAUGCAAUACAAACCUUAAUUUCAUUCCGGAAGUUUCCCCUCAGGACGUUUUCUCUCAGAAAAGAAAAGAAAAUGACCGUUGUAUCCAGUUUAAACCGGUUUGGCACAGACUACCCAACAUUGGGUUACACUGACCCAGCGCUGGGUAGGUAUGUGAUGACCCAGCAGCUGAGUUACAGAAAAACUACCCAGCACCUGGGUAAAAAUAUUAAAAAAUAACCCAAUAAAAUGACCCAACAGGCUGAGCCCAGCAUUUGGGUUAAAAAACAAAACUCAUUUUUUAGAGUAUUGUUUUAUCCGUGCUGGACUAAACUUUUCAUCCAAAUGUUCAUCUAUUGACAUAAAAUAUAAAAUGUGUGUGUGUGUAUGUAUGUGUACAGAUAACAUUUUAGUAAUUAAGUUAUAUAUUUGAAUUAUACUCUCCAUUGAUUACAAUUUGUUUUACCCAAAACAGUUUUUGAUAUUUUUGUUACAUUUUUAUUGUUUAAAUACUGUUACUAUAAUAAUUUUGUAUUUAUUUAAACAUAUAAAAAUUCUAUCCAAAUCCUUUAAGUAGUUUGUAAUAUAUUUAAUGGCCUUUUUUAACUUAAGAAAGUAUUCCAUAGUUUAUUUAUCUCAAUUCAGUGUUAAUGAUCAGUAGGUUCCCUAUAGAGUGUGACAACAUGCCCCGCUGUAUUUCAAGUGUGUUUAACAGUCUAGACUUGUUUUUAUUAUUAUUAUUAUUAUUAUUAUGUCUCUCCUGUGUAGGUGUUUGAUCUAGUAGAUGUCUUUGAUUUUGCGUUUUGGUGUGUUAUAAGACAGCGCUGGGUCUCUCCCUCCCUCUUCUCUCUCGUGUCCUGCGCUGCGCUCACACUCACGCAGAGCGUCUCAGUUCUCCAGAUUUUCAUGACAUCCACCUUUAUCCAGCUCAUCCCGUCUUUUGUGCACAGAGGAAAGACUUUAAAAGCGAGGGAAGGAUACCGGGGUUGUCUUCAAGGAUCUCAGGCAGCUUUUCUCGUCUGUCAGUGGAGUUUUUCUUUGCGCGUCCACAUGUGGAGAGACGCUGCUGGUGAUGCGCUUCUGGAGAGAUGCUGAUGCUGAAGCAGGGCUGUGAGUGAGCCAACAUCAGCAGAAAACAAGUUAAGUGAGAGAAGAGGACAAGAAGAAAAAAAAAAGAGAGGCUGUUUGGGGCCCGGGCCAAAAGUUCAUUAACAAAACCUAUCGGACUUUUUUUCUCAUCUGUAGUGGUGCCUCUCCAACCUUCAAAAUUUCGCCCAAAAGCAGACAGGAGGAUCGGCCGGUGCUGACGCGGCUCGUCGGCAGGAAGCGGCUGAUCGCGGCUGGGGUGCUUGGUGUGGUCAUGGUCCUGGUGCUUGUGAUCCUAAUCCCGGUUUUGGUGAGCUCUGCCGGGACAUCCGCCGCGCACUACGAGAUGCUCGGCACCUGCAGGAUGGUUUGCGAUCCUUACGGUACCAAAUCUCCGACCAGCACGGUCUCAGCAGAUCCGGCCCGGGACAGCAACCUUAUGCAGUCUUUACCAACUUUUAUACAAGGUCCGAAAGGUGAACCGGGACGCCCGGGGAAAGUGGGACCGAGGGGGCCUCCCGGUGAACCCGGACCACCCGGACCCCCUGGACCUCCUGGAGAGAUGGGGGAACCGGGUCGACCUGGAUUACCCGGGCAGCCGGGACCAAAUAUGGCCACCGGUGCCAUCAGCGCGGCCACCUACAGCACCGUGCCCAAAAUCGCCUUUUACGCAGGGCUCAAAAAACAGCACGAGGGCUACGAGCUGCUGAAGUUUGACGACGUGGUCACGAAUCUCGGGAAUCAUUAUGACCCCACCACGGGCAAAUUCACCUGCUCCAUACCGGGAAUAUACUUCUUUACCUACCAUGUGCUCAUGCGAGGAGGAGACGGAACUAGCAUGUGGGCUGAUCUGUGCAAGAACAACCAGGUCCGUGCCAGCGCCAUCGCCCAGGACGCAGAUCAAAACUACGACUACGCCAGCAACAGCGCCGUUCUUCACCUGGAGCCCGGAGACGAAGUCUACAUCAAACUAGACGGGGGAAAAGCCCAUGGGGGGAACAACAACAAGUACAGCACCUUCUCUGGUUUUAUUAUAUACGCCGAUUAGGACAUACGCACCUACUCCAGACGGUCUAUCCUGUCCCCCUCUGCUAUUCCUCUUCUUCUUCUUCUUCUUUUUUUUUUUUGCAUAUUUUUCCUUUGGGCCCGGGGCAAGCAGACAGACCUGCUCAAACACCCCUCAUCAUUAGUCUGUAGAUGUGGGUUUGAAGGCAGAACUCUUUGCCCUGCAAUCCAAAAAUCAAGAACCAAAAAGAAAAAAAGCCUGGAGAAAGAAGCACUUCAUCACGGAGGAGAAGAAGCUUCUGAGGAGGAGGAGGAGGUUACUGUGUGUCUUUCUAUGUCUGUGGCCAUCAAAGAAGCCUGUGAGAUGUUUUAUAAUAUGUAACCCGACAUAAUCAACUAUAUGUGCAAUAACGUAAACUACGAUAUUUGUUAUUCCAAUUCCAUCUCGGUAAUACCUGACUAGUCAGAUGCCUAAAUGAGUUUGAAUCAUGAAGCAUUAACCCAAAUGAUAUCAUCAUCCAUUAGAUAUCCUCUAUAAAUGAUCCUCUCGUGUUCCUCUUGCAUAAUAUAUAUCUGCUAAAACACUGCAGAUAUUUGUUCCCUGACUGUUUGUGAGUGCUGAUUAUGAAUUAGGGACAUAAAACAAAAAAUAUACCUUGGUGGUUAAUGGCUUGCAGUGAAAUAAUAUUCCAGUUAAUGCUUUCAGCGAUUUACUUUUAGUCUGCAGUGUCAGGGUGUCAAAAGCCGUUUUUUUUUUUUGGGGUGUGUAAUGUCAGCCGGCAUCUUUUAUUGCACACAGACGUAUACUAGACCGAGAAGGAAUAUGUUUCUUGUGGUAUUUAGAGCACUAUGCAGAGUAUGGGUGUUAAUAUGUAAAUGUGUAUCUAUCUUCAGAGAUUUCCAGAAUGUGAUUAAUAAUAUUGCAUCUUAUUUUCAGUGUAAAUAUGGUAAUGGAUCUCUUUUUUUCUUUUCAAUAUGAAAGAGCAUCAGGUGACCGUUAUGUAUCUGCGUCACUCUCAUCUCCAGGUUGGGAUGGCAGGGAAUGUGUGUGAUGAAUUAUUACCCGAGGAUUAUUUUUUCUUUUCCUGUUCUGCUGCUGUAAUUCUCAUUCACAUCUACAACCCUUCAAACACAUUUUCCAUUAAAUGGAAAUUGAUCAGA